AUGCUGAUUCAAACGUGUUUCGUGUUAUUGGUAUUUUGGAACUCUAUAUUUUCUGUACCUUUAAAAGAGAAAGAUGAAGAUUUCAUUAAAGAAGAAGUCCGAGAAUUACUGGAAUUUUUAAAGGAAAGUGAACCCGAAGACAUAGCUGCGAGAAUCGACCACGAAGAGAAAGGAAGGAGGCUUUUCAAAAAUUACUUUGGUCAGGAGGGUCUUGAUUUGACCCAAAAAAGAAAAGUCAAGAAAAAUAAGGGACAGAAAUCUACAGAGGAAGGAGGUCUGAAAAAGCUUGAUAAUCAGGAAAAACACAGUAAAAUGAUCGACGAAGAGGAAGUUGACCCUGACGACGUACGGUUAAUGGAGUUACUGGAAGGAAUGGCAGUAGAGAAAAACGGAAGGGUUUUCAAGGCCAAAGGUUUGCAUCCCGAGUUGUCAAUGAUUGCAAAAGGUCAAGGUAUGGACAAGCACCCCUUUACCUCAGAACAAUCUCAGAUAGAGCAGAUAUCGGGAGAUCAGGUACGCAGAAAAAAGAGAAGUUUUUGGAGGGCAGCUUGGAAGUGGCCGAAGAAUAUCGUUCCUUUUGAUAUAGACAACAACACUAUAGUAAAAGAAAGCAGCUACACUAUCUUCAACAAAGCAGCUGAACUCUUUAACAAUUUAACCUGUCUUAAGUGGCUGCCUUACACACCGGAACUAGCAGAACGAGUGGGUCACAAUAAUUAUGUACAAUUCCGUGAUUCCGAUGGAUGUUGGUCCUAUGUUGGGUACAUAAGAAGCAGUCCUCAGGUGAUUGGAAUGUCACAGAGGGGAUGUAUGAGUGUUGGGAUAGCUGUGCAUGAGAUGCUUCAUGCCGUGGGUUUGAUGCACGAGCAGUCACGCACUGACCGUGACGACUACAUACGCAUGAUCAAAGAAAAUCUCAAGCAUAACUUUCACAAUGGUAACAUGGCAAAGACUAGCACUUUUGACCGCAAUGCAUAUGACUAUGAAAGCAUUAUGCAGUACGGUUUAUGGUCCUUUUCCGUCACUGGAGGUCAAACAAUGGAGUUUUUGGACAGAGAUCUGGAGUUUCUGGCUGGGACGGGGGCCGGGGUCGGUCUUGAUUUCUAUGAUGUAAAGGAUAUAACCGCAAAUUACCAGUGUGCUGGAGAGUGUGUGAACCCACCAAGGUGUGAGAAUGGAGGAUUUGUCAAUCAUAACUGUGUCUGUUACUGUCCAAAAGGUUACCAAGGUGACACGUGUGAAAAUGUGAUCACUGAUGAUGACUGUGGUGGAAUGAUAGAAGUUCCUCUCGGUAAAGAUGUAUUUGUGACGUCACCAGGGUAUCCAGUAUCUUACCCAAUUGGAAAAUUAUGUAGAUGGGGCGUAAAGGCACCCGAGGGAUGGUACCUUCGAAUGACGGUAGAAGAACUCCACCUGGCGGACAACAAUUUGAAUAGAUGUUACCAUUGGCUGGAAAUCCAAUAUAACCUGCCAGGACAGACAGGAAUCAAGCGCUGUGGAGAUAUUAUUGGUGAUCAGUGGACGGGAUCCAAAGACAGUCCUAAUUUUAUGACGAUUACAUUUGACAGUAAAUUUGUACAGGACAGACCCGUAGAAAAGGGCUUCAAACUCAGGUUUAACGCUGUUGGAAGAGGAUGUAAGGAUAACCCUUGUGUAUAUGGUACUUGUCACGAAAGCAAGAUGGAUUGCCAGUUUACGUGUUCCUGUUAUUCUGGUUUUGAAGGAAAGUUGUGUGACAAAAUGUCAAGUGAUGCCACAUUUGAGUGUACUUUUGAAAAGACGAAAUGUUUCCUAGACAACACCAAAGAAGGAGACGACUUUGACUGGGCUGUUAACUCGGGCCCAAGUAGUUCACAAGGCACAGGGCCUGAUAAGGCACACAAAGGAAAUCGGUACAUUUUUGCAGAAAUGUCAGACCCUCGAGUCAAGGGAGAAAAGGCAUGGCUGGUGUCUAACUUGGACCUGCCAGCCUCAGAGAGAUGCCUUUCUUUCUACUACUACAUGUUUGGUCACACGGUUGAUUCACUGAGUGUCCUGAUCUCCGGGCAAAACAGCUCUCAGAGCGUCAUCUGGUCUGAGACCGGAAACCAGGGCAGCAGGUGGAAAUUCGCUCGUGUCAAUAUUCAGCAAUUAGAAAAACUGAAGAUUGUGUUUGAAGCUGUUCGUGGUGAAGAUUGGAGUAGUGAUAUUGCCUUAGAUGACAUAGUUCUUACUGUCGGAGCAUGCGUAAAUGUGACUGAAAAUAUUGAGUGUGUGAAAUCAAACCGAGGCGGGGAUUACAAAGGUAAAGUUAACAUAACAAGGACCGGAAAGGCGUGUCAGCCCUGGGCAGACCAAUCGCCCCAUUCACACUCCGGCUAUGCAGCCCUAGUCAAUGAUUCCAAUUACUGUCGGAAUCUUUACCCCCAGAGCAAUGACUACCACCCGUGGUGUUACACUAUGGACCCGAACGACCGGUGGGAUUACUGUGACAUACCUGCUUGUGAAUAUGAAGAAUGCAGACGUUCAAGUAUCGGAUACGAGUAUGCUGGAAGAGUGAGCAAAACAAAGUCCGGGAAAACGUGUCAGAGGUGGGACUCCCAGUCACCUCAUGAACAUCCGUAUGCGGGUCUGAUGGCCCACGAGAAUUACUGUCGGAACCCCAGGGGGAGAGAGCAGGAACCCUGGUGCUUCACAGAGGAUAACUCCACACGCUGGGAAUACUGUGAAGUGCCAAUGUGUAAUGACGAAGCUCGGGAGUGCGCAUUGCUAGCUCAAAAUAUAGAUUACUUUGGACAAAUCAACACAACCACAAGUGGUCGAUCAUGUCAAAGAUGGGAUCAACAGAAACCGCAUUCUCAUUCAAUGCCGCUGACAUCUGCCCAGGAGAACUACUGUAGAAACAUGGGCGGUGAAGACCGUGCCUGGUGUUAUACCACAGACUCCGACAAACGAUGGGAGAGGUGCAAUAUUCCAUCUUGUGACAACCUAGCGUGUUUUUCAAACCCAUGUUACAACGGAGGGACAUGCACUAAUAAUGGAGACUCCUAUAAUUGUUCCUGUUUCCCGGGUUACCAAGGAGACAGAUGUGAAACUGAGAUUCCAUUAAGGACGGAGAACUGUAAACGGUCCAAUACCGGUUGGGAGUAUCGAGGAACAAUAUCGGUAACAGUCAACAACCGUACCUGUCAAAGAUGGAACGAAACUUCUCCACAUAGACAUAGCUUUACCACGUCAAUGGCUAGUCAUGAGAACUAUUGCAGAAACCCAGAUAAAGAAGCUGGCCCGUGGUGUUACACUACUGACCCAUAUAAACGAUGGGAACUCUGCGAUAUACCGACUUGUGACACUCCACCAUCUGAAUGCUUAAAUGUAGUUCGAGGAGAGGAUUAUUUUGGCCAUGCCAACAAGACUAGAAAUGGCUACACGUGCAUGCGCUGGGAUUCCCAAUCGCCACAUAAGCAUGGGUAUAAAUACAUAGGGGAUCAAGGGAACUACUGUCGUAAUCCGUACGGAGAAGAACCUAAGGGACCCUGGUGCUAUACCACAGAUCCCAACAAAAGAUGGGACUAUUGCUCUGUUCCUCUAUGUGGUAAGCGACUAAAACAAGAGUUGGGAAUAUUGCUCUGUCCCUUUAGGUGGAUAUGGGAAUAUUGCUCUGUCCCUUAUGUGGGAAUUGACUACAAUAAGAGAUGGGAAUAUUGCUCUGUCCCUUUAGGUGGUAAGAAACUACAAUAA
This is a messenger RNA of Saccostrea echinata, 3717 nucleotides long. RefSeq lists its product as uncharacterized. Lineage: Eukaryota; Metazoa; Mollusca; Bivalvia; Ostreida; Ostreidae. The coding region runs from base 1 to 3717 and encodes 1238 amino acids. The record is from RefSeq and is a predicted model, not a curated record. Gene Ontology annotation, cellular component: membrane. The transcript has 27 exons. Gene Ontology annotation, molecular function: calcium ion binding; metalloendopeptidase activity; zinc ion binding. Gene Ontology annotation, biological process: proteolysis.